Anoplopoma fimbria (sablefish) is the source of this 2550-nucleotide messenger RNA. RefSeq names its product heterogeneous nuclear ribonucleoprotein K (gene hnrnpk). Gene Ontology annotation, cellular component: nucleus; cytoplasm. The transcript has 17 exons. The record is from RefSeq and is a predicted model, not a curated record. The coding region runs from base 339 to 1652 and encodes 437 amino acids. Gene Ontology annotation, biological process: regulation of mRNA splicing, via spliceosome; regulation of transcription by RNA polymerase II. Lineage: Eukaryota; Metazoa; Chordata; Actinopteri; Perciformes; Anoplopomatidae. Gene Ontology annotation, molecular function: mRNA binding.
CCUUGUGCCCAGGCGAAGUGAUGGCAACAUGGCGAACUUAGCUAGCCGCUUAGCUCGAGUGGUCGGGACUGGUCUUUGUACUGGUCGAUAAGUCGUGUUUUAUCGACCCACUCGCGUUAGAUGAGUGCAACAUCAAGACGUCUUGGUUGGUCGCAGCAGCUGUUUGGUCCUUGCUUAUUUCGUUCCGCCUAUCAACACGCCCUUGUCCCUGUAAUAAAUAUCGACCUCCACAGCUCACGGGGGCCAGUUUUCUGCUUCUCUCUCCCUGCUGCUGCUGCUGCUGCCACCUAUUCCCUGGACAGAGUUGCCCAUCCCAUCUCCUUCACUCUCAGAAGACCAUGGAGACAGAAAUUGAACAGCAAGACGACACUUCAUUCGGAAACACAGAGUCAAACGGUAAGCGCCCUGCUGAGGAUGCAGAUGAGCAGAAAUCAUUCAAGCGCUCUAGGAACUCAGACGAGAUGGUUGAGCUUCGCAUCCUCCUGCAGAGCAAAAAUGCAGGAGCUGUGAUUGGGAAGGGUGGCAAAAACAUCAAAGCCCUCCGUACAGACUACAAUGCCAGUGUGUCAGUCCCAGACAGCAGUGGGCCUGAGCGCAUCCUGAGCAUCAGUGCCGACAUCGAGACAGUUGGAGAAAUCCUGCUGAAGAUUAUCCCAACAUUGGAAGAGUACCAGCAGUACAAUGGUAUGGACUUUGACUGUGAGCUGCGCCUGCUGAUCCACCAGAGCCUGGCUGGCUCGAUCAUUGGAGUGAAGGGGGCCAAGAUCAAGGAGCUAAGAGAGAACACAAAGACCAGCAUCAAGCUGUUUCAGGAGUGUUGUCCUCAGUCGACAGACCGGGUUGUGCUGGUCGGCGGUAAAACGGAGAGAGUGGUUGAGUGUAUCAAGACUAUGCUGGAGCUUAUCGCUGAAGCUCCCAUAAAGGGCCGUGCACAGCCCUACGACCCUAACUUCUAUGACGAAACAUAUGAAUAUGGUGGUUUCACCGUAAUGUUUGAAGAGAGGGGAGGAGGUCGCAGGCUUAUGGGAGGGUUCCCCAUGCGAGGGGGCAGGUCCAGCGGCGGAGACCGUGGAUUUGACCGAAUGCCCUCUAGCAGAGGGGGACGGGGACCCAUGCCUCCCUCCCGCCGGGAUUAUGAAGAGAUGAGCCCCCGCCGAGGUCCUCCUCCACCCCACCCGAGUAGGGUUGGCAGGGGGAGCGGCGGGCGUGGACGCAAUAUGCCCAUGGGACACCCACACAGAGGAGGAGAAGAUCGUUACUAUGACUCGUACCGUGGCUCAGAGGACAGGUCCAAUGACAGAAGAGGCAGACCGGAUCGCUAUAGCGAUAACAUGAGUGGAGGAGGAUAUGACAACAGUUCCUCCUGGGAUAGCUACCAGUCAGGCGGACGUGGCUCCUAUAAUGACAUGGGUGGCCCUGUCAUCACCACACAAGUGACGAUCCCUAAAGAUCUGGCUGGCUCAAUCAUUGGUAAGGGAGGCCAACGGAUCAAACAGAUCCGCCACGAGUCAGGAGCCUCUAUCAAGAUCGAUGAGCCUCUGGAAGGUUCUGAGGACCGAAUAAUCACCAUUACCGGGACCCAGGAUCAGAUCCAGAACGCCCAGUACCUUCUACAGAACAGUGUGAAGCAGUACUCUGGUCAUUUGCUGUAGACCCAGGAGACUCAGAUUGAAGCAGACUCAGAUUGCCCCCCCCCCCCCCCCCCCGUCCCCUGUCCCCUGCCCCUCAACCUUUCGGCCCCUUUCCAACACAUCCCCUUCAGACUAUUAUUCUGGAUUGUGGGUGUCUUUUUUGAAUUUUAUUUUUGUAUUUUUUAAUGAAACAAAUGUCCAACAUUCCUGUGCAUAAAAGAAAAUGUAGAUGUUCCGCAUUGUAAGAGUGUGGUCCAUUAGUUUAUCGCAUACACUUUGCUUUGUUGUUUCUAACACUUGCAUCUAUCAAAAUAUUCUUCAGUCUCCUGACAGACAAAAAUAAACAUAACCUUCAUUUUUUGAUGGUUUCGAUUUUUAUGAGUUGUAUGUGUAUGUUUGUGUCCUGUUUAAAUCUGUUGUGUGUAUCUGUGCGCGCGUAUUUGUGAGUGUGCGCGUCAGCAUGUGUGGGUUGGGUGUGCUCUUGCUUGUCUAUAUCGGUCCCUUCACACAAAGUUGUACCACAUUACCACUCUGUGCAACAUGCAGAAUGUAAGCUACAUUUAUCUGGAUUUGAACAGUUUGUUUUUAUUUUAAAAUGUGGGAAAUUUCACCCUUCAGAAUGGAAUUGGGGAUCUUUAAGUUAGGACUCUUGUUCAAACCAGAUACAGAAGAAUUUGUUAGAAUAUCCAUGGUAGUUGUGUGAUGAAAUUAAUUAGAAUACUUCAAGGUACUCCUCAAAAAUGGAAAGAUGUAGCUAGAAAUUUGUUUUGGCAUUUUAUUAGAGUUUUGACAAAUGAAAUUGAACUUAUCUAUUUUGUCCCUGCAAUUUCCUGUGCUGUUCACUUGUUUGCUCUCCAUGCUGUAGAAUUCACAUUGUCAAAUUGUAAAAUGAAUAAAGAUGGUGCCACUUUUUACUGAA